Phaeoacremonium minimum UCRPA7 is the source of this 369-nucleotide messenger RNA. RefSeq lists its product as hypothetical. The record is from RefSeq and is a predicted model, not a curated record. Lineage: Eukaryota; Fungi; Ascomycota; Sordariomycetes; Togniniales; Togniniaceae. The coding region runs from base 1 to 369 and encodes 122 amino acids. The transcript is spliced from 3 exons.
AUGCUGACGCCUUCGCUGGCGUCGCCCACGCCGGAUCCGGCGCCCGGCAGUAUCACGGACCUGCCCGUCGUCGGCCCCGUGCUCGACCUGCUCAACGACCCGCCGCCGAAGCUGCUGCGCACCACGAACCCGUCGCGGGAGUGCAAGAAGAUCAACCAGGGCGAGCUGAUGUGCUGCCGGGGCGCGGUGGCCGGUGAUCUGCAGCCGAUUGUCUGGCUCGCAUCCGUUUAUGGCUAUUACUUGAAUCCUAAUGAUGUGAACGGCCUAAACUGCGACAACAACCUCGACGCCUGCCCUGGUAUCAAGAUGUGCUGCCAGACUACGACUCUGGCACCUCUUGUGGCAUUGUGGUGUCAAGAUUACCCGUAG